Molecule: messenger RNA, 6252 nt
Organism: Aspergillus novofumigatus IBT 16806
Lineage: Eukaryota; Fungi; Ascomycota; Eurotiomycetes; Eurotiales; Aspergillaceae
Exons: 12
Coding region: 1-6252 (2083 amino acids)
Cellular component (GO): SAGA-type complex
Molecular function (GO): protein binding
Source: RefSeq, a predicted model, not a curated record
AUGCCCAUCACCAAUGAAUCCAUCUGGGCCGCGAGCCCCUCCACCACGAGGGGUCAGCCCACCCAGUUAUCCUCGGAUGCGAAAGGAGAACGUUUGGCUUAUGCGUCCGGUAAAUCGAUCUUCUUGCGUUCGAUCGAUAACCCCUCCAUCGCCAGGCAGUAUACCGAACACAAGGCACAGACGACAGUUGCUCGCUUCUCGCCUUCUGGCUUUUACGUUGCCAGUGGUGACGCUACUGGUCUAGUAAGGGUUUGGGAUUGCGUCGGUGAAGGAAUCACAAAGGGCGAAUACAGCAUUGUUAACGGUCGUAUCAAUGAUCUGGCCUGGGACGGCGACUCUCAGCGCAUCAUCGCCGUUGGUGAUGGAAAGCAGAGAUACGGCCACUGCAUCACAUGGGAUAGUGGCAACACUGUUGGUGAGAUCUAUGGACAUACACAGCAGAUCAAUUCCGUCUCCAUCAGGCAACAAAGACCGCUGAGAGCGGCAGCCGCUGGUGACGACAAGAAUCUAGUCUUUUACCACGGAGCGCCAUUCAAAUUCAAUACAGGAAUCAGGGACAAGCACACGAAUUACAUAUACGGAGUUGGAUUCAGCCCCGAUGGUUCGACAUUGGUUAGUGUUGGUGCCGAUCGAAAGAUCUGGCUCUACGACGGAAAGACUGGCGAACCUAAAGGUCAGAUUGGCGAAGGAGAGCAUAAAGGAAGUAUCUUCAGCGUGUCAUGGUCGAAGGAUUCGAAGAAGUUUGUCACCGCGAGCGCUGAUCGAACCGUGAAAAUCUGGGAUGCGGAGGCAGGCAAGGUCUGUCAGAGCUGGACCCUGGGAGAGGAAGGAAACUCCAACGUCCGCGAUCAGCAAGUGGGUGUUGUUUGGCCUUCUGGCAGAAGCGACAAUCUGCUUAUUAGUCUAUCACUCAGCGGUGACCUGAACUACCUGGUCGAAGGGACACCUGAGCCCCGACAGGUAAUUCAAGGUCAUCAGAAGAGCAUAACAUCCUUGACUCAAUCCUCCUCAGAGGGCAAGGACGAGACACUGUGGACCGGCAGCUUUGACGGAAGGGUGUGCAGCUGGGAUGUAUCGACUGGAGCCGCUGAGGAGGCGGAUGGGGACUGCCAUUCGGCAUAUGUCGCAGGCCUCGCGUCGACACAGGAAGGAACUGGCAGGAUUUACAGUGUGGCUUGGGAUGAUACGUUACGGUCCGUCGAUGUCGGCGCCAGAACAUACACUGGAAGCAACUCCAAGCUUUCUGGGCAGCCCAAGAGUGUCGCAGCCGGUGACUCGACAGUUUUGGUGGGUACAUCCGAAGGCAUUGAGAUCUAUAAGGACGGAAAGAAGACCGGCGAUUUCAAACCAAAAUCCACAGUUACUGCUGUCGCUGCUCGUGGCAAUGUCGCGGCGGUUGGAGGCGAAGAUUCAACCGUGCAGAUCUGCGAAAUUUCCAAUUCGAGUCUGUCUCCAAAGACAGACAUCAAAGCCUCUCGGAACCCAGUGUCUGCUCUUGCCUUUUCGCCCAAUGGGUCUCUGCUUGCCAUUGGUGACUCGCGAGGCCGCGUGCUCGUGUACCAGGUGGCCGACGGCAGUCUGGUCACUGACCGUUGGACGGCACACACAGCAAGAAUUACUUCUAUUGCCUGGAACGAAAGUGGCACACUCUUAGCGAGCGGUUCUUUGGAUACGAACAUAUUUGUGUGGAGUUUAGCCAACCAAGGAGAUUGGUUGCAAGUGUCCAAUGCUCACAAGGAGGGUGUCAAUGGUGUUGCCUGGCUUGCCGGCGGGUCCAGGAUUGCCUCUGCCGGCGCUGAUGCCGCAGUCAAGGUUUGGAAGCUUCGACAAGCGACAUUUGUUCUACCAAAGACUGGUCAACGCUUAAGAGGGCUUGUCAAUUUACGAAGCUCACAUAUUGUAACCAGCAAUGAUGAUGAGGAGCGACGGGGCCUUCUCUCCGGGGAGGUCUCCGCGGACCGUCAAGACGUUAUAUCGCGGAUUUGGAGUCAAGUCUCAGAAAUAUGGCACUGGACGCGUGAUUUUGUCACCUCCGAGCCCGGAAUAGGGGUUUUGAAAUGCAGUUUGGCCUACCUACUCGGGUCUCUUGCUACUUUCAUUCCCGCAGUUGCGGCCUUCCUGGGCCAUCAAGAUGGCAAGCAUGUGGUGGCUACUGUCACAGUAUAUUUCCAUCCAGCGCGGACACAAGGGAGCAUGUAUAAGGCGCUGAUUUGCGCUCUUUUGGCCUUCCUAUACGCAGCCUUCAUUUCCCUAACGAGCAUGUGUGUUAGCAUGUUCUUCCAGGAUACGCUGGACAUGCGCGCAGUUGGCCAUGCCGUUGUUCUUAUAGUGUUCUGCGGAGGUGGCUUGGGUUUCAUAGGAUGGACGAAGCAAAGCUUCGGCGAUCCGCUUGUGAAUGUCGCUUGUUCCCUUGCUUCGCUUGCGUCCAUCACCGUACUCACGAAAGAAGGUGCGGUGCAAAGCGGAGACUUGUCCUUCACCAAGGUCGUCCAAGUUUUGAAGAUGGUCAUCAUGGGCGUCGCCGCUGCCAUGACCGUGUCAUUCUUGAUAUUCCCAAUAUCUGCGCGGAAAAAGCUACGCUCGAACCUCGCUAUUGUGACCGAGACUCUGGCAAUCAUGCUGGCUCUCAUUACGGACAGCUUUCUGAGUGGCUCUGAGGAGGAACUCCAGACGGCCGAGUUCCUCGACGCAGCUGAGAGACACAAAAAGGCAUAUGCCCAACUCGAUAAGCUUGUCCGAGAGGCAAAGCUCGAGCACUACGUCGCGGGGACAGAGAAGGAAUACAGGCUAGAAAAGAACUUGGUUCGAUGGGUCCAAGAUAUCACGCACAAUAUGGGAGGACUACGCAGUGCUGCUUCGCUGCAAUUUCAACUUUUGAAGCAAGCGAAGCUGGUUGAUCCAGUAUCUUACCGCGAUAGAAAGCAUGCGCCCAAUGGUACUGACCAUGUGCCAUUGCCAAGUCCGUACUCCUCGCACGGGCACAGUACACUUCUCGAAUCAAUUGACGAGCUGCCUGAACAACGACUUGGAGGAGACGAAGAGGCAGCAGCUGAAGAUGAUCACCGACACAGUGAAGACCACUCUGAUCCUAAUCCGGCCCGAGACGAAGGAUCUUCUGUCGAGCAUACCCUUCAACCCGAAGACUUGUUUGCGCUGUUCAUCAGUCACUUAGGGCCUUCCAUGCGGUCCCUUGCUUUCACCUUGAAAGAAAUUUUCAAAGAGAUCCCUUUUACGCCUGCGCCUGACUAUAAAGUCUCUGUCAACAGUAGGUUCCAUGUUAGUCUUGAUCGCGCGCUGGAACUUUAUCAAGAAUCGCGAGAGAAGGCUCUGAAGGUUCUCUACCGCCAGAAGGAACUUUUACAGAUCCAAACGCCGGAGGUAGAAGCGGAUCUCGAGGAAGUUUCUGCCAGCUGCGGUCAUUUCAGUUUCUCACUACUGGAAUUUGGCGAACAGCUGAAAGACCUGCUGGCAAUCUUAGACGAACUACAACUCGAAGCCGAGGAGAGACCUAGUGGGAGAUCAUGGGACUGGUUAAAAGUAUGGCGGUUGAGAACAGCCGAAACGCAGAACACGCAGCCUGUCGAUUCUGAACAACCAUUACUUGGGCCAACGGUAGGAGAAGGGGUGACUCCUGUGGCCUCUAUCAGUCCCUUCGGACUGGAAGGUAGACAGACACCUCCAACAAAACGCGCGGAAAAACUGCCCGCGAAGGAGCGCCUCAGUUAUCGAAUCUGGAAAUCUCUUGGAGUAUUCCGACGUGAAGACACAAAGUUCGCGAUCAAGGUCGGCACAGGAGCAGCCCUGUACGCUUUGCCAGCCUUCCUUAAAUCCACACGGCCUUUCUAUUCUCACUGGAGAGGUGAAUGGGGCUUGUUAUCCUACAUGUUGGUGUGUUCUAUGACAAUCGGGGCGUCCAAUACCACUGGUUAUUCUCGAUUCCUGGGUACAUGCCUAGGAGCACUCUGUGCCAUUACGGCAUGGUACGUGACCGAUGGGAACGUUUUUGGACUGGCCAUUCUCGGUCUGCUCAUGGCAACUUGGACAUCUUAUAUAAUCGUUGUCAUGGGGAAAGGACCGAUGGGUCGAUUCAUUAUGCUCACCUACAAUCUUUCCGUACUGUACGCGUACUCCCUGACGCAAAAAGAGGGCAGUGAUGACCAGGAUGAGGGUGGCGAUUCUCCCAUCAUCACCGACAUAACGCUCCAUCGAGUUGCAGCGGUUUUGUCUGGCUGCAUCUGGGGUAUCAUCAUUACGCGGCUCAUUUGGCCUAUUAGCGCGCGCAAGGAGCUCAAGGACGGCCUGAGCCUCUUAUGGCUUCGUAUGAGCCUGAUCUGGAAACGCUACCCGUUGUCCCUACUGGCGAAAGGGGAAAGUUCCACAGGCUUCAUGACUCCAAGAGAGAAGCUGGAGAUUGAGCGGUUUCUCUCUCGUCUGGAAGCUCUUCAAGCUGCCGCUCGUGCAGAAUUUGAGCUGAAGAGUCCGUUUCCCGAUGCUGCAUACAGCAAUAUACUCCGUCGCACAAGGAGCAUGGUGGACGCAUUCCACGCCAUGAAUCUAGAGAUGAUCAAAAAUGUGCCUGCUUCAGAAGGUGAACUGGCUCUGCUCAGUUAUACAGCUCAGGAAAGAGAGCAUUUGUCUGCUCGCAUCAGCCACUUAUUAUCAGUUAUGGCGUCUUCUAUGAAAUUGGAAUAUCCGCUGAUCGAUGUACUUCCGAACAUUGAGCAUGCAAGAGAUCGACUUCUUGCCCGUAUAUUCCACUAUCGCAAGGACCCUGAGGCUUCUCGGCUGACAACGGACGAAGAUUAUGCCUUGCUCUAUGCCUACAUUUUGGUGACGGGUCAAUUAUCCACCGAGAUUGUGGAAAUUAUGGAAGAGAUUGGUAGAUUAUUCGGUGUGCUCAGUGAGGAUGUAGUAAAGCCUAGUUCUCCCCACUUCCGGCUUCGCGCAGCCCGUCGCGCCUCUGCGAGCCUUGCAAUCAUGCAGAUCGAUCCGGCAGCCCUGAGUCGGACAGACUCUGCAUCAACUGCGACAGCAUCAUCCAAGACCGCAGCACCUGGCCCUGCGACGACACAAAAGUCUACGAAGGCUUUGAUAUCAGUUCCGCGAUUGGAUCUCGAACCUAUAUACACGGAACUAAAAGCCGCUAUCGGUGAAAACUGGGCUGAGUACAAAGAAUCUACAACUCUAUUCCUUCUGGGACAUCUCAAUCAAAAUGAGCUCGCGUCGCGCAUUGAUCACAUAGUUUGCGCCGACCAGAAGACCGAACACCUCCACAACAAUUUUAUAUGUGCGGUCAUAGGGAACCUCACAAGAGAUCUCCCCGACCAUGGCGUGGCAAGUUGGGUGUCAGCGAACGACAAGCCGUCGGUCGUAUCGAAACCCUCCUCUGGAGAUGCCGCGGAGGCAAGGUUGAAGACAGAGGUUAUGCAGUUACCUCCCAGAGACCGUCGGCGAAUAAAAGCGAUUCCAGAGCGUGACCCUCAUGAGGUCGUGCCAAAUGAAGUGGAAGAAUAUCAUCUCGCGAAACAGAUCAAGCUCCCUAGCCAAGUCCCAGCUAGUGCUGGGGGUUUGAAUAAAACGAAUUGGGAGUUAGAGAUUCGGAAACGCUACGCGCAACCCUUGGCAUCGGAAACUGGCGAAUUUCCAGACGCCGAAUCAAUACAUGCGCGAAUGAUACCGAUAUGCUAUGAGGAGUCUGUAGUUAGCGGUGCAGGCUUCCCGUGUGCUGAGUUUAUGGCGAUUGCAACAGAGACUUUCGUUAAGGAAGUACUAUCCGUGGUGUUUUCCCGUACCAGGUGUAAUGGCCCGUCUGGCACGAUCAACGGCAUGAUGAUGCGCAAAUAUCGACAGCAGCUUGAGCUAGAGGAGCUAGCUUAUACUCGCGGCGAGAUCGUUAAAGACAGCGCGACAGGGCUUCUACCCGUUGAGGCCAAGGAAGCUAGGAAUCGGAAGCCUCUCGGAGUCCGCGAUCUUCGACUAGCGCUCGAAAUUGGAGGAGGAGUGCUCAGUCAUAUGCCUCUUAUUGUCGAUCAUAUUAUGGGAGGUUAUUUCGAGGAUGAAUUCGAGACCGACAAACAAGAGCAAACCGACGAAGUUGUCGACACUGCCGAUAAUGACACAAGACCGGCCCAGUUCGCAGACGAAAUGGAAGUGGAGGACGAUGCAGAGUUGCUGGACUGGGAAGGAGCCACCGCGGUAGAUCGGGCUCAAUUGGGAUCGUUACUAGAUGAGUGCCUUUCUCUGGCCUCAUGA